Messenger RNA from Rodentolepis nana, 195 nucleotides. The record is from the annotation of a GenBank genome assembly. Lineage: Eukaryota; Metazoa; Platyhelminthes; Cestoda; Cyclophyllidea; Hymenolepididae.
ACUCUCCUGGAUUUGGGUCAAAAUCCGAAUUGCAGAGAUUGGCAGGGACUUACACCCCUCUACUACGCCGUUUCAACCGAUAUUUCCGCUCGGUGCACGCAUGCUCUCCUCUAUGAUCACGCGAUCAUAGGUGUUAAAGACGAGCAUGGAUUCGAAGAGAUUCACCAAGUGAGUUCAUCUAAAAUCAGCCUUUAA